CCCUCCACUGAUCUCCCACCUUUUGCACGAGGCCUGAAAGCCCGACCUGUCAGCUAUUGCACGCCCAACCAGCCGCCACCAAUUCUGUGUUGUAUACUCGGCUGCGCUGCGCACACGACCCUUCCGUUCCCUGACCUAUAUUUCCAUGCCCAUCGGCCAUCGUCCUCGUCCUCCCAGACCCAGGAGGUCAGGACCGCCCGGUCCUUCCUUCUUCCUUCCACCGUCUCGCUUGCCGUGCUGACCUGCACGCCUGCUUGCUCACUUGGCUUCCUCGCGACGCGUUCUUCCCUUCGGCGACACGCCCGAAGUACCUCCUCUCGCUGACACUAUGGGUCCGCGCUAGCCGGAGCCCACCUGUCAUCUACUGCCCCUGCUCACUGACAAACGGUGCCCACGCUUCGAUCCUGCUGCCUCGCUGGACCUUCCUCCUCGCGGCGCGUGCCGAGGUGGAGGGGAGCUAGCUGCCGUUGCGUGCCAGCUACAACACCUUUCAACUCCCCGAUCGAAGCACGGGUCGGUAAAAGGACGGGGGCCCGGAGCGGCACGGCCUGGCACGGAGACCAGGGGACCGAGUUGGCAGCAGCAGGCGAGGACUGAGGAGAGGAGGGAUGAGCAGCAGCCUCGCCAUAGUGGAGAAGCGGCCGUCGCCGUUCCCCGGCGGCGGCUGCGCGGGCGGCGUGCUCUUCCACCUCCUGGACUGGCACCGCCGCCUCGCGCGCAAGCGCAGGCUCUUCUCCCCGCGCCGCCUCCUCCCCUCGUCUCUCCGCUCCGCCCCGCGCAGGCUCCCGUGCCCGCCUCCGGCCCCGCCACCGCCGCUCGCAUUGCCGCGCCCGUCGCCCGGCGCGGCCGAUGGGGCCGCCCCGGGCGUCGUCGCGCGCCUCAUGGGCCUCGAGUCCUGGCCCGCCACCGCCGCGCCGCCGAGGCCGCAGAAACAGAGGAAGGUGGAGGCGCCGCGCCCGGCGGACGACCGCGACGACUCCGCGGUGGUGCUGGUGCUGCCUACUAGCAGGAGUCGGCGCCCUCCCGCGCCUGCGCCUGCGCCCGCACCGACGACGGCGAGGAGUCACCACGGAGCCGACCUGCCGGCGCGGAGUCCGAGGCGGACCCGGCUCGUGCACGCGGCGGCGGCGAAGCUGCUGGAGCCGGGAGCGCGCGCCAGCUCGCGGAGGCUGGCCCUCGCGUACGCCUGCUCCUCCCCGCAGCACCGCAAGGAUGAUCACUCCGGCGCCUUGCUUCAGGGCUCGGGCGUGGCCGACGAUUUCCUGUCUCGCUCCGAGAGCCUGUUGACGCCUUCUACUCGGGUACAGGUACAGCCUCCUGUUGUUCCGGCGGAGACAGGUUGUGACAGCGCUGCUGUCUCGCGCAGGCACGAGCAGCGCUCCAUUGACAAUGCCAAUGCAGAUAUCAGUACCAGUACUGUAGUGUUGCCUAGAAUGGAUUUUGCUGAUGGAAACAUCAGUAGCAGCUUUGCUCUGGAUGCCAAGCACAAGGAGAGUAGUAGAGUAAGAAAUGAGGUAAUGCGCACUUGUGCCAGGGUUAGAUCGAGUGGUGCUGCCGUUCAAACUGGAGCUGAGAGGUUGCGCAAACGAGCAACACCCACUCGGCCGGAUAUUUCAGGGAGUGUCAGCUCUGGAAGCUUGGCAGAUUCGAUGCGCCCAGUUGGGUGUUCUCGUGAAUCAGCAUCUGCUGGUAGGAGAGUAGCACAAAGUGGUUCUGGUCCAAGAAGAGAAUCAGUUGGGCGUUCAAUCGCUGGACAAGGGAGAACCACUGGCAGAGAUGUGAUCAACCGAAGUGAUUUGGCAUCUACAAGCAGGAUUUCAAGCACUGGAUCGGGGCCAAAAAAGGGAUCACGGAAGGUGGGUCGUGAUGCAGUAGCCAAUAACAGGGAUGACAGAAAUGCAGUUGCAUUUACUUCUAGAUCAGCCCCAAAGCCGGUGGCCAGAGCUUCGUCACCCAGCAAAGUGUUGAAGAGUGGGUGCCCAAGUAGACUAGCACAUGAUACAACUCACGCUCGAAUGCCAGCUCCGGAUAUCAAAUAUAUGGGAGCUUCACAUUCUGUUAUGGCUACUUCUGAGAAAGAUGAUUUUAACAGGCUGUUGAAAGUAAAAAUGAAUGAGCUUGGCUUGUUUGACAGGAUUGAGUUUACAUCAAGUGAUGAGCCUUCAGGAAAAUUGACUGCACCUGUUCUGCAAGAGCUCAUUUCUGCUCUUACAAAUGACAUGAGCACUUCAAUCUCUCAAAGUAGCAACUACUCUGAUGCAUCAGUACCCUCAAGUUGCAACAGAAAUAUUGACUGUAUCGAUCCAUCAUGUUAUGUAUUCUCCAAUGAUCAAUCUCCUGAUUUUCAGAAGCGUUAUCAGAGUGAACAAGAUGUUGAUUCUUCUGCUACAUCAUUGAACAACGAGCCCAAUCAGCCGAGUCCAACGUCAGUACUUGAAGCAUCCUUCUCAAAUGAUGCCUCUUCUUUAGGAAGUCCAGUUGAAAAGAAUGAAGGUAAAGACUUAUUUGUGUCAACUGAGAACAAGAUGGAAGAUCUGUUUAAUUUGGAGUCUGAUAUUGUUAAUUUAGCAAUGUCAAUUGAUACAAAGAAAACUGAUGCUGAAGAAACACUUUAUGACAACGACAAGUUAUCAUGUUCACAGAAUUUUCUUGCACAUGAUUCCAAAUUCUUAGAGUCCAGGCUCCACAGCAUUGGAGAAGUAUCUAUUUCAAAUGCUGAACUACUUUUGGGCAGUAGCCUCCAUCCUUUCAUCAUCGAAAUGCUGGAAAAUACUAUGGACAUGUUUGGUGGAGAGUAUUCUGAUCUUACCGAAGAUAAGAAAUAUCAACACACCAACUUCCUGUUUGACUGCAUUGUAGAAUCAUUGGAUUCGAAAUUCUGCAAUUUUGGCAAAUGUGGAUACAAGGCUUGGCUGAAGUUGCCACUCAGUUUGAGCGGAGAUCUGUUGAAGUGCCAGGUAUUGGAAGAUAUCAGCAAUUGGAGGGAAUCAAGUGGGACUGCUCUAAGACAAGUUUCUGACAAAGAAGUGGACCAAAUGACUGCCAGGUGGGAUGCAAAUCAGGUUGAAGCAUUUGAUGUCAGCAUUGCGAUCGAGAAUGACAUUAUUGAGGCGCUUGUUGGUGAGUUUGCACUCGACCUAUGGUGAAGCGUAUUGACUGCUUUAUAUGUGAGAUAUUGACAUGUUCGGACUUCUGCUCGCAUGAUUAUGGAUAAAUAAGAUACUGCAGAUAUGUUUGUAAUCCUCUGCGGUAAAUUUUGUACAGAGUCAUGUAAGGUUUGAAGGAACCCCCGGUUGUUUUCCCCCUGUUUCUAAUGGAAGCGUGCUAAAGCUUAAAAGUGUCUCAUACUUUUUUCUCUUUGUGGCCUUUUCGUUGCCCCCUUUUUACCCAACUGAUGGCAUUGUCCGCCAGGGUACAUUUUGUUGUGUGUGGGCGAAAAAAACACCUUUUGCUGGAUCUAGUUAAUCAUGAUUUGGGUGACCGUUGGUUUGUCAA
Setaria italica (foxtail millet) is the source of this 3495-nucleotide messenger RNA. RefSeq lists its product as uncharacterized. The transcript is spliced from 3 exons. The record is from RefSeq and is a predicted model, not a curated record. Lineage: Eukaryota; Viridiplantae; Streptophyta; Magnoliopsida; Poales; Poaceae. The coding region runs from base 609 to 3146 and encodes 845 amino acids.